Cutaneotrichosporon oleaginosum is the source of this 1765-nucleotide messenger RNA. RefSeq lists its product as uncharacterized. Gene Ontology annotation, cellular component: membrane. Gene Ontology annotation, molecular function: transmembrane transporter activity. The record is from RefSeq and is a predicted model, not a curated record. NCBI's taxonomy places the organism in Eukaryota, Fungi, Basidiomycota, Tremellomycetes, Trichosporonales, Trichosporonaceae. Gene Ontology annotation, biological process: transmembrane transport.
CUCUCGUCAUCUUGGACCCGACAUCGGUCAUCGAAUCUCUCGGGUGUCUCCCGCGUGGGCCCACGGAUGCCGCUGCUGUUGACUGGCUUUCGCUAAGCCGAGAUAUACGAAGCGAUGCGCGACAACGUCGAGCUUCAACCGCUGCAGAAUGCGAACGUGGCCGAGGGCGACACCGUCGAGGAUGUCGAAAGCAAGCACGACGCCGUCCCCGAGCAGGAGCAACGGCUGCAUGUAACGGAGGAGCAGAACCGCGUUAUCCUGCGCAAGACUGAUAAGCACAUCCUCAUCACCCUCAUGGUCGUGUACUUCAUGCAGGCGCUCGACAAAACCAACCUCGGCAUCAUGAAUCUCUUAGGCUUGUCCCAGGACCUGAGACUGCAGGGAACGCAGUACUCGCUGGUAAGCAGCGUGAUCCCGUUCGCGCAGAUUGCAUGGCAGCCAUUCAGCUCGUACCUUGUCGUGCGGGUCGACACGCGCAUUCUCAUGACGACACUCAUCGUGCUUUGGGGCACAAUGGAGACGGUGCUGUGCGCCGCGAACUCAUACGCAUCCAUUAUGGCGAUACGGUUCUUCCUCGGCCUCUUCGAGGCCGGUUGCCUCCCUCUCUUCAGCAUCCUCACUGCCCAGUGGUACCGCCGAUCCGAGCAGCCGCUGCGCGUCGCGCUGUGGUAUGGCACGAACGGGUUGUCGUCCAUCAUGGCCGCCGUGUUUGGGUACGGGUUCGCGCACAUGGCCGACGGCGGGCCGCUGUUCAAAUGGCAGGGCCUGGCGAUCCUUUGCGGCGGCCUUACGCUACUUUCCGCCCCGCUCGCGUGGUACCGGAUCGACUCGACAGUCGACAAGGCCCGCUUCCUCUCGCCCGAGGAAAAGGCGCUCGCCAAAGAACGCUUGCGCGCUAAUCAGACCGGCGUUGGCUCGAACGAGUACAAGUGGGUCCAGCUGUGGGAGGUCGCGUGCGACCCCAAGUCGUACCUCUUUGUCGGGAUUGCGAUCCUUAUUAACGCUGGGGCGGCUAUCACGUCCGCUUUUGGCCCGACGCUCAUCAACAACAUGGGGUUCGACAAGUACAUUUCAAACCUCCUCAACAUCCCGUUCGGCGCACUCCAGCUCAUCCUUAUCGUUGGCGCGAGCUGGAUUGCGCAGCGUUACGCGAACAAGGCCAUUCCCCUUGCCGUCCUCCAGAUCCCGUGUCUUGUGGGGUCCAUCCUCCUUUACACCGAGGGUACGAGCGGCAAUUUCCGCCAAGGCAUCGGCCUGUUCGGAUACUACCUCCUCGCGAGCGUGUUUGGGUGCAACCCGCUUCUCAUCGCGUGGCUCAUGGCCAACACGGGCGGGCAGACGAAGAAGUCGGCGUUGCUCGCGCUGUAUCAGUGCGGCGCGGCGGCAGGAAACGUUCUCGGGCCUAUGCUCUUUAACGCCAAAGAUGCGCCCUACUAUAUUCCAGGCUUGCGAGGGUGCAUGGGCAUCUUUGCCGCGCAGCUCGUGUGCGUCGGCGCGACAUUUGUCGUCCUCGUCCUCCUCAACCGCCAGCGUCGGCGGCAGCGCAUCGCGGCCGGCAAGCCAGAGUUUAUUCGCGACACGUCCAUGGCCCAACAGUACGAGGACUACGCGGACGACGGCGUGCUUGGAAAGAAGGCGCUGGGCGACCUUACGGAUUUCAAGAACGACGAGUUUGUUUACGUGUAUUGAGUAUGAAGGGCGGAUGCGAGAGGAGAAUGGUCGGCAAACGCGGGGUUCAUCGGCCUCCUUCAGCUCCUGGUUAUGU